This is a messenger RNA of Rhopilema esculentum, 6861 nucleotides long. The record is from RefSeq and is a predicted model, not a curated record. Lineage: Eukaryota; Metazoa; Cnidaria; Scyphozoa; Rhizostomeae; Rhizostomatidae.
CUCUGUUUUUGUAGUCUAAAGUCGAGAUUCAAAAAAGGUUUCACGUCUUCAGACGGAAGAACUGUUAACAAAAUGGCUCUAUCCAUUUUCUGAAGGUUACAUCGACAAAGUAGUGACAAUAAAGAUAAGAUUAUUGGACGAAAUUGUUUCGCCGUUGCAUUUGGAGGUCUCUCGUCUGUAUCGAAAUCCAUUGUUUUACCAACAGUGAGAAAGAGACUAAUAUCAACUUUCAUUUUUGAAAGCUGACCCUCUCGGAAUUGUAUUAUACCUUCCUGAUUCAGUAAGCCUUGGACAAACUCAGCUUUCUGAGAGCAGAUGAACCAGCACAAAAGUUUGGAAAGGGUAGAGUGUGCUUACAGCUAUGAACAAAGAGAAACAGACCUCUAAGCAGACAUAAGUUACAAAUAUACUGAGUAAUAGAUGUAAGCAAGUGACACGGCAAGGUCAGGAUUCAAAUCCAAAACCAGCGACUCUGUACGAGGUUGCCUACCGAUCGAGCUCCCGGUCGCGGCUUCAAAUCAGAGCCCAAAACCGGGCCCACUCACAUAUACCCCCCCCCCCCUUUACCAAGUGCGUAGAGGAGCCAUCGCAGCAACCAAUGCGCGCCGUGCCUUCAAAAUUUGAUCGGGUUGAGUGACAGCAAAACAGGAUUUAGGCAAAAACUUAUUUUAGUUCCUACUGGAAUAUACUCCUUGCAGAUUUGUUUUGACGGAGAUUGGGUCAAAAGAUGAAAUUUGCAGCUACCAUUCUGAUGUUGAUUAAUGUGUGGCAGCCUCUUUUUGGGACUGCAGAAAGUGCCUAUAUAAACGCCACACUGCCAUCUAGCACUACAGCCGAGAAUGGCACAAGGAUUGAUUUCAUUCUAGAUGCAUUUGAUCCACCUACAUCAAGUGUUUAUUAUUUACUAUUGAAAUUUGGAUAUGAGAAGACAGGAGCAGCAUUUAAUAGACUUUAUAAUUAUAACAAAAUCACAUCAACAUUUACUCUUCACUCUCCGAUCCCAGCAGAAUUUGUGGGAAGGCUAACCACCUCUUUGACUGGAAGCAAACCAAUGAUAUCAAUUUCUCCGAUAUUGUUCAAUGAUGAAAAUUAUCAGUUCUACUUUGAGCUGGACUAUGCAACAGCUUCAGGUGUCCCAACCAAGAUUGACAGCCAGAAGUAUAUAUUGCAAAAUAUUUACUCAAAGCCGAGAUUUGAUGAAGCUGCAUCGAUUCAAUCUUCCACUGGACUAAGAAAAGGACUUGACUCUACUAUAAGUUGUGUUGCCAGAAGCAGGCCAGUCUCAACUGUCACGUGGUCAUAUAACAAUGCAACAGUCAAUGCAACGCAAUCAUCAACGACUUCAACUAGUGGGAGCAUCAUUAGAGUAACAAGCACGUUGAGGAUAAGAAAUUCGUCUUCAUUAGCAGAUGGUGAAAAAGUCACUUGCUUUGCAUCACAUCAGUUCUCCACUCCAGUGAAUCGCAGUACAAUCCUCAGGAUGUUUAGAGCACCUUAUGAAAUCAGGUUAACAGCAACAACAACAAAUCCUGUGAAUGGUUCAUCUGUGACGUUGACCUGUUCAGCACGCGCCUACCCAGCAGCACACUUCAGAUUUGCGUAUAGCAACGGCACUGUACUCCAAGAUGGUGCAAAUCCCAAUUUUGUUAUUCCUUCCCUGAACUACAAACCUUUUCCAAGCUACAAUGUAUCGUACAGAUGCACUCCCUAUAACUCAUAUGGCGAUGCCAGUUAUCAAGAGAUCGUCCUCAAUAUUCAAGUGAGUCCACAGAUAAGAGUACAGUCUUCACUUACUGUUAUUGAGGGUCAAGAUGUUCUACUCACAUGUGUUGUGGUUGCUGCUAAUCCGAUGCCCGCAAUAACAUGGAAAGACCCAAGAAACAAUUCUUUAUCACACAGCAACGGAAUGCUCCUUCUAAGGUCCGUUCGCAGGAACCAGGCUGGUGUAUAUACAUGCAAAGCAUCAAAUGGAAUUGGAUUUCCUAAAACAAAAUCUGCUUUGAUAAAUGUACAGUAUGGACCGGAAUUUCGGAGCAGCAACACCAUCAUAACUGCCUGCAGACCAGGAACAGUUGUCAUAAGAUGUGUUGCAGAUGGAAAUCCUGCCCCAUUUGUCAGGGUAGUGUUUUUCAAAAAGGACAAGGCCCUGGGAACCAAAGAGGCUUUGUAUACAAUUACCGAUUUAGCAGACGACACUUUUGGUGUAUACAACUGCGUGGCAAAUAACUCAGUGAAGGAAGUACAAACAACAACCACAUUGGUUAAGCGAGAUUUUCCAGAUCCUGUAACAAACGUCACAUACAAAGCAACUUUGGACACAAUAGAAGUAACAUGGGCCUUGCCAGUAUGUACCGGGGCAAGUGGAAUCAAGAUGAUCAGAAUUAAACACAAGAAGAAAGAUGACUUGCAGUGGUCCGUAAAAAAUAUUAGCAGUAGUGAUGUCAAAGCCACGAUUGUUAAUCUGGACAGUGGAACAGAAUAUAUCGUGCAAAUUUUAGUUGUUGACUGGAAGAACAGAGGACAUCAAGCCCUCCAAAUUUUGCUAAGUACAGAUAAAGCAAAUACGAAUCAAUCUCAAGGAAACUCAUUAAAGAUGAAUCCAUAUGCCAUUGGAUUGUACACCGUGCUAGGCGUGGUCAUUCCAUUGCUAUUAUUGUUAAUUAUGUGUAAUCUUAGACAAAGGCGUGCCAUGAUCAAGUUAUCAGAUGCAGUGAUGAAAGGCACUACUGAAAAGAGUGCAGGUCCUUCUGAUGAUCAACAAGGAUACACAAGUCUCCGGUUUGAGAAUCGAGCUGAACCGUAUGCAACGAUUGCGAACCCUUAUCCAGAGAGCGCCGAAGGAAACACAAAUUCAAACUAUAUGGAGUUAGGCCCAAGCAGAAAUAUCGAUCAGUCGUAUACGACUCUUUCUAAAACUUAUGAAAAUAUCAACUCGCACUUGUGAUUAGAAUCUACAAGAACGGUAAUUUGCUGGAGAAUCUUAAGAAUUAGAACUACUAAACCUGCUAAUUGAAAUUGUGCUAAAGCAGAGACGCCGGAACGACAAAGAGCAAGGGGGACCGGCUUCAGUAAAAGGGCAUUUUAAAAAAUUCCCAGCUUCUACUGAUUCUCUUGAAACUGUCAUUUUAUUUCGGUGUUCUGUACUCAUCGUGUUAAUUGGCUAACUGCUGCCAUAAUAAAUUAUACAAAGCCGAGAUCAAAAGUGCUUCUAUGAAAAGUGCACUUUGACCCCCUUGCCCCUUCUAUCAAAGGGUAAAAGCGGCGGUUGCCCACCCCCCUCUUCGUCCCCCUCUCCGGCGUCCCAGUGCUAAACCUUCAAAAGUUUUUGUAAAUGGUUGCAAGUUCUGCUGAAUUCCCUUUCUAUAUUCUGACUUCGAUCCACGUUUUAAUGCAAGCUUUGUUUUCUUUCUGUCUCAGUGGCUGACCUUUCUCGCUGUAUUCAAGGGAGCCUGUUUGGUUUGAACCCAUAGCCUUUUUCACUGCAGGGCGUUAUUCUCCCCGUGACCGUGUGCCAUUGAUCAUACAAAAUCAUAGGUAAAAAAUUUCCUCACAGGAAAUUUUCAACAACGAAUAAACAAUUUGAUAGUUUUAUACACUUCACGAGAAGUUAGGCAAUUUGGAAUGAAAGAAAAGUAAUGUCAUUACAUUGAAAAUGAUCAAAAUUAUGUUUAGCACAGUGAUAUUGUGUAGGGUGUAUCUCAGUGCACCUCGCCCUUGCCCCUUCUUUUCGUAGCUCUACCCCCUGGUUUUACAAAUAAAGUCUUACUUCUAUUCAGUAUUUCUAGCAGUGUUGCUCCCUCCUCUCAAGAUUAAAGAGGUGAAUGUAUGUUAGUGUUUAUCCCUUCAUCUGUAGGUAAAAGUGUAGUUUGUACCUCGGCAGUUAUCUCCGAGCUUCCAGUUAACUUGGUAUUUGCUUCUUCCACUUGAUUUUGCCAAACGUGUCCACUUACCAGGCACUCCGACUUAAAGAAAAGGAGCCUUACAGGCUAUACAGAAAGAGCCAAUCUUCCAUAAGAUGUAUCUUUGUAUAAAUUCUUUUGCUUGCAACUCAGUCACAACACGACAGACUCAUUUCGUCUGUGCAUAAUUGUAGCUUUUUUGAUGAACAAUUCGUCAAAUCGUUUAAUUCGUUUUUGUGCCUCCUGCUUGAUUCAAACUACAUUAUUUUGACACAAUCUUUUGGCGGUACAAAAACUUAAAAAUGGCUUUGAAAAAGGCAAAUAUUUGAGUAAACUAAAGCUUUUCGUCUGACACUCUUCAGAGCUUUAAACGUCAGAACAUAGAUCGAAACCUCUACGUUAGGAAAUAUAUAUACCCAGUUAUGGAUCGAAAUAGGCCAAUCAGAAACGCGAACACAUGACUGUUGAGGCUGUCCAAUAAGUGCCGCUACCUAUAGAGAAUGUUACCAAUAGAAUCCUAAGGUGAAAACGAACUGCUUUUGGCUACACAAUAGCGUUUUUUUUUCGUGCUGAUGUAGAUAGAUUCAAAAACUGCUAUAUGGAAUGACGAUCGGGCUUUACCAAUAAUCCGAAACAUAUCACCAUUACAGCUUUUUGCACAAUCUGGGUUUUCCAAUAAAUGCUGCCCGAUAGCAGAAUCGCAGGUUUUAGUUGUACUUUUAAGAUCUGCAAGACCGAGGUGGCUUGAUGCUGGAGAAACUCUUUAAUAAAGGACGUUGUCCCAAAAGCGACGGACCGGAAGUGACGUCACGCUCAUAUUACUUAAUUAAAAAGUUAUCCUUAAUUAAAAAGUGACAAUUUACAUUAAAUGCAUCAUAUUUAAUCUAAGUAUGUUUCAUUUUGUGAAAUUCAAGGUCACGUGACACCUUCAAGCUACUCUGAAAACAUUUCCAUUGCAUAUAUAUUUUUGAAAUCCACACAAAAUAAGCUUUGAUUUGGUAUAUGGAGGCCUUCAUCCCUCCGAGUGGCAAUGAAAGUGGCUUGGCCCAUCUAGGUAUUUUGGUUUUGUGCUAGCAUGGGAACGGUUCUCCUAGUUUCGUUCAUAUUCACAUUAAAGUCACAAACAUUGUACAACUGGUGCUAUGACUUGGUUUGAUAUUUAUCUUAGAUAUCUAGGCAUAAGGGAAUUGCAUAAGGGUACUAUUGUGAUAUCUUGUAAGAAAAUAAGCACAGCCAUCCGAAGAACAGUCAACUUAACUUGCACAUUUGAAAAUUAAGGCGACACCAAAGCAUUCUUUUUUUAGCCCGCGUGCAGACUCCGUCUACAGGCUACUUGUUUAGGCAACAUCUGCAUUCGAUCUGCCAAGAAGUUACUACAUCGUACCUCAUUGACAUUAGAUUACAUUAGAUUAGUGAGUGACAUUAAAUAAAAUAAAAUGCUUAGUGAAAGUAUUUCCAAACACAGCCAUUUUUCAACUAAGGAAAUGUAUGUAACGAGUUGUAGAAUUUUACAGAUGAUUCUACCGAGGAACAAUUGAAAGUAUUAGUAAUAGUUUUGAAAUCAUCGCUGCCAAAAACCAUAUGUUUAUUAAGAUUUGGAACGAAAUGGCAAUAUAAAACACACUAGAUAACUGAAUAAACUCUUUGACUGACCAUGCUAUGUGCAUAAGGUAGAGUCUUCCACCUCAAAAAAUAUCUAGCAUGCACAUAGGCUAUAAGGCUAAUGAAAAUUAGUAUCGGACAUACUGUUAAUACCUUUUUAUGUUAACUGUGGCCAUGUAGACUUCAUCUUUGUUUGAACAUCCCUUCAAAAUACCAGCAAUAGCGAUAUCAUAAACCUUGUUUGCUUUAUACAUCUUGCCUUGCAGUUUGGUGAGAAAUUGUUUGGCGUUCACUUCAAACCAAAUCUUGAAUAAUGUCCCGGGAGUACAAAAUCUUUACAAUGCCAAUUCUCCGAAUGCUCAAGAAUCACGUGCAAUAAAGAUGUCAAUCAAAGCAGCCCUGGCAUGGGAAUUAAAAUCACAGAUAAGAAGCAUUUUCAAACAUCUCAUACUUCCAUGAAUUUUUCUAAUGCUCAACAAAAGGUACAGUUACCACCAAAUCUUUGUACCCUGACGUCAGUUUUCAAAGGUGCAUUCAACCAUCCCACUCUCACUCUUCAAACAAUGUUGAUUUUCCAUAACAUCAUGUAAAAAAAUUAAUUAGUAGGUUUUUUUCCGUGACAUCUGUCUAAACUAUCAAAUUUUUUCUGGGUAAAAGGCGGAAAUAGUAGCAGUCAGGAAAAAAUGAAGUAAUUCAAGAAGUUAAUUUCGGCUAGCAUCAUGUAUACUUCCGUUGGCCCUCUAAUCAAGCCUGUGUUCCAGACCAUUGGCUUGAAAGAUGAAAAUUUUAGAUUAGGGGUAAGCACCCUAAGUGGCUUACUGGUGUCUUUACAGCACCACAUUUACCUCAUGCGUGCAUCUGUUUUGCGUUCUAUAAUCUAUCUUUUCAGUUUAGCAUUAAGCUUUUAUCAAAAUUUUCCUUGGUAGAUGGUAAAUGGAAUUACCCUGGGAAACACUGCAAAGAGUGAUACUAGACUAUUUUACGAAAAGGCGCAACGAAAAUAAUAAAAUGAAAACAAAGGCUGAACUGACUAUCUGAACAGUUUAGUUUGGAAUAGACUAGAAUCGGAAAUGCAAAUAGUCCCUACGAUUCAGUCAUUCAAAAAGAAAUUAAAAGCUUUAAACUGAGAACAUUCAAAGAAAGCUGAUCUGCAUCUUUAUUUUAAAUUUCUUUGUAUUACAUUUAGUAGCUUCUUUAUUGUAUCAUAUUCAAUAGUUUUUAUCUUUGAUUAUAAAAAGGUUUUUAUCUUUAUGUAGUUAGGUUUAUUUUGUUAUUUUGCUGGUACAAUUGGAGAGCAGUUUAAAUUGUUACCUGAAUUGUAUCCCGGGUAAAUGUGUCUUUAAUAAAAUGAAUGAAUAAA